AUGGCGAGAUGCACGGCCAGAGCUAAUAACACAGCUAGGAUUUUGGGCUGGAGGAGCCACUGCAAGGUAAAGGCCGUGGCGGAGACAGAGUGGGGUAGUGUCAGCUCGGGAAACAAGAGCGACUACUACAAGGUGCUGUCGCUGGAGCACUCAGCGGCCGUGGGCACGGAGGAGAUCAAGCGCGCCUUCCGGAGGCUGGCGCUGCGUUACCACCCGGACCUUUGCCCUCCUUCUCGGCGAGCCGAAUCCACGGAGGUCUUCAUCCAGCUGCGGCGCGCCUACGAGACGCUCUCCGACCCGGCGCGGAGGGUGGUUUACGACGCGGAGCUGAGGACGGGCGAGGAAGCGACGACGGCUGCGGCUGGGUUCGCCAGGGACGUGUGGGAGGCGCAGCUGUGCAUGCUGCGAGUGCGCUCCGAGCGUCGCCAGAGGGCGAGAAGCGGCUGCCGGUGCGACUAG
This is a messenger RNA of Setaria italica (foxtail millet), 459 nucleotides long. RefSeq names its product chaperone protein dnaJ 20, chloroplastic. Bases 1 to 459 code for a protein of 152 amino acids. The transcript has a single exon. Lineage: Eukaryota; Viridiplantae; Streptophyta; Magnoliopsida; Poales; Poaceae. Gene Ontology annotation, cellular component: chloroplast. The record is from RefSeq and is a predicted model, not a curated record.